CACUGAUAUUUCAGUUUUGCGUGCGAUACAUUGCUCGAAGAACAACGCAUCUACUCACUGUGUUCGAUUAUUUAUCGAUACUAUUGAUUCUAUAAAUAUUUAAGUUGACUGUGUAAAACAUCAUCGAGGUACAACAUGGCGAGACAUAUGGUCUGUUGUUUUCUCAUUGGAAUGGCUAUGCAAGCUCUCCUUGUGUCUGCAGGGCGCCCGGAUUUCAUUACCGAUGACAUGAUGGCAAUGGUUGCGGAUGAUAAGGCGCGAUGCAUGAGUGAACAUGGAACCACUGAAGCUCUUAUCGAUGAAGUCAACACUGGAGCCCUCCCCAACAAUCGAGCUUUGACCUGCUACAUGGACUGCCUGUUCGCAGCUUUCGGAGUCAUUGACGAGGGUGAGCUUGAAGUAGAUAUGUUGGUAGGAUUCCUCCCCGAUCACAUGCAGGAUGCAGCUAGAGAUCUUCUGGAGACUUGCGCCAAACAACCUGGAGCGGAUCCAUGUGACAAAGUCUUCGAGAUUGCUAAAUGUGUACAAGCAAAACGACCAGAUCUGUGGUUCAUGAUCUGAGCUGGUCAACGGAGAAAAAUCAAGAAGGCUGGGCGAGUUUGCAGAUGAACGAGUGUAAUCAGUUAAUUGAAAAUGUCAGCAGUUGGAGAAUAGCAGGAAAGUAGUACAAAAGAAUAUGAAGAAGAAGACAAGAUACUUCAGCCGGAAAUUUUCACCAGUCAUUGACCUUCAAUUCCUCCGACCUUGGAUCGAUAACCAAUCCUGACAGAUUGUAAUGGGUGUGCGUGUCAUUCGAUGCCUGAAUACGUAAUACAUGUGAUAAGCAACGAAAAUUUAUUAGAGCAGUUAUUAAGGCGAUAUGCUGAAGGAUUAAGAUACUUAAUCAGUGAUGAAUCAAUAGACAGAAUUAUUCCAAUAAAAUACAAAUAUGCAAACGUA
Molecule: messenger RNA, 939 nt
Organism: Diachasmimorpha longicaudata
Lineage: Eukaryota; Metazoa; Arthropoda; Insecta; Hymenoptera; Braconidae
Gene: Obp1
Product: general odorant-binding protein 69a
Exons: 6
Coding region: 136-561 (141 amino acids)
Molecular function (GO): odorant binding
Source: RefSeq, a predicted model, not a curated record